This is a messenger RNA of Anopheles arabiensis, 4308 nucleotides long. RefSeq names its product cryptochrome-1-like. The record is from RefSeq and is a predicted model, not a curated record. Gene Ontology annotation, biological process: negative regulation of DNA-templated transcription; entrainment of circadian clock by photoperiod; circadian regulation of gene expression. The coding region runs from base 929 to 4099 and encodes 1056 amino acids. Gene Ontology annotation, molecular function: FAD binding; DNA binding. NCBI's taxonomy places the organism in Eukaryota, Metazoa, Arthropoda, Insecta, Diptera, Culicidae. The transcript is spliced from 6 exons. Gene Ontology annotation, cellular component: nucleus; cytoplasm.
AGGAACACACACACACAGUGAAUUCCCCUUGUAACGGUUGCGUAAUCCGAGAACAACCCCGUGAAAGCCAUCGUCGGCCAUUGAAAGUGUGCGCCGGAACGUUUUUCACCCUCCGAAGCCAUAUCAGUUCCAUGUUCUCUUGUACACGGUUUCCGCUCCGUGUUUGGUGCUUAACGCUCUCCAGCAGCUCACCAGCGCGCUCAGUGUGACGCCUUACUGUUACUACUAUCGUGUCCCGCCGACGUGAGUUAGUAGGCAAACGGUUCCGGAACGGUGUGGCAGCGUAGCAAAAAACAUAAACCCUUUGAACGGUUUAGUCGUUUGUCGAUGUUUGUGUGCAAUAGUGUGAUCGAUGAUGAUGGCAAUGGUGUGUUGCUUACUAGCCGGAUUAAGCUUUUGAAUGUGUUAAAAGUUCGUACCUUAUGUAUAAAGUGUGUGAUACUGUAUGUGUGUGUGCAUUGAAACGGUAACCCGUUACUAAAGUUCUCAUUGGCGAGUGCUUCAGUGUGUCGAUCGCGUACUGCCAUAUGAUCAAGGCGAAUAUGAUGAUGAUGGUGGAAAUGGUUGUGCUUUAAAUGCGUGCACGAGCAAAACACAAACACAAACAACACAGUACAGCGAUGAGGAAUUCAACUUGUAGUGCAAUGUCAGCUAAAAUGCAGUGAAUAAAACAGCCCAUAAAGGAUUCUACGAAAGGAAAAUAAAGGUGAAUGGUAAAACACUUAUUACAAUAGGAGUGAAGUGAUUUUUAUGUGGAAAUAUUAAAACUCAUAGCAUAGAUUUGUGCAAUAGUGAAUGUUCCUGUACAACAUGGUUACAAAACGAUACCCUACUUAAACGUUUCUCGUCGAUUUUUGUGUGAUUGCACAUUCAUCUGUGUAAACUGUUUCAUUAAUAAACAAAGUGUAUUUACUAUUAGAUCUACAAAAUGACGAAAAAAACGUCAACCAUUGGCCAUUUUUCGGCCAGCACUUCCGGCACGGUCGGACAGACGGGUGGAAUGAGCAACUUUGGCACGGGAACCAGUGGAAUGGAGAGCACCGACAAGCAGGCCCUAUCGUCGUCCGGGCAGCAGGCUCACCAGCAUCACGAGCAUCCGUCCGGCAUCGGCGGUAAAGGCUCCGAGCAGCAGCGCCCGCACCAGCAUCAGUCCCAGCAUCACUCCCAGCAUCAUCACCACCAUUCGCACCAUGUGCAGCAUUCGGUAGGGAAAAUGCGGGACAAACACACCGUGCACUGGUUUCGCAAAGGAUUGCGCCUGCACGAUAAUCCGGCCCUGCGCGAAGGGCUCCGUGGGGCGCGAACGUUUCGGUGUGUUUUUAUCAUCGAUCCCUGGUUCGCGGGCAGCUCCAACGUGGGCAUUAACAAGUGGAGAUUCCUUCUUCAAUGCUUGGACGAUUUGGAUCGAAACCUAAGAAAGCUUAAUUCGCGGCUGUUUGUGAUACGAGGUCAACCGGCGGACGCGUUGCCAAAGCUGUUCAAAGAAUGGGGCACAACCUGCUUGACGUUCGAGGAAGACCCCGAACCAUUCGGCCGCGUGCGGGACCACAACAUCUCGGAAAUGUGCAAAGAGCUUGGAAUCGAGGUCAUUUCCGCUGCAUCUCACACACUCUACAAUUUGGAAAGAAUCAUCGAAAAAAACGGAGGCCGCGCACCGCUAACGUACCACCAGUUUCAAGCCAUUAUCGCCUCAAUGGAUGCGCCACCGCAGCCGGAAGCAGCCAUCACGCUGGACGUGAUCGGGAACGCCAACACGCCCCAGUACGACGAUCACGACGACAAGUACGGUGUGCCGACGCUGGAGGAGCUCGGUUUCGAGACGGAAGCCCUUAGGCCUCCGGUUUGGAUUGGCGGCGAAACGGAAGCGCUCGCCCGUCUCGAACGGCACCUCGAACGGAAAGCGUGGGUCGCCUCGUUCGGCCGGCCCAAGAUGACGCCGCAGUCGCUGCUCGCUAGUCAAACGGGUCUGUCGCCCUACCUGCGCUUCGGGUGUCUCAGUACGCGCCUGUUCUACUAUCAGCUAACCGAUCUGUACAAAAAGAUCAAGAAAGCGUGCCCCCCAUUGUCGCUGCACGGGCAGCUGCUGUGGCGGGAGUUUUUCUACUGUGCUGCGACGAAAAAUCCCACCUUCGACAAGAUGGCCGGCAAUCCGAUCUGCGUGCAGAUUCCGUGGGACCGUAACGCGGAAGCGCUGGCCAAGUGGGCGAGCGGGCAGACCGGCUUCCCGUGGAUCGAUGCGAUCAUGACGCAGCUGCGGGAGGAGGGUUGGAUCCACCAUCUGGCGCGGCAUGCCGUUGCCUGCUUCCUGACCCGUGGCGACCUCUGGAUAUCGUGGGAGGAGGGCAUGAAAGUGUUCGAGGAGCUACUGCUCGAUGCGGACUGGUCGGUCAAUGCGGGCAUGUGGAUGUGGUUGUCGUGUUCAUCGUUUUUCCAGCAGUUCUUCCAUUGCUACUGCCCGGUCAAGUUUGGUCGCAAGGCGGACCCGAACGGUGAUUACAUCCGGCGAUAUUUGCCGGUAUUAAAGAACUUCCCUACCCGCUUCAUCCACGAGCCCUGGAAUGCUUCCGAGAGUGUGCAGCGGGCGGCCAAGUGUCUCAUUGGCAAGGACUAUCCGCUGCCGAUGGUCAACCAUGCGAUUGCUUCCCGCGCCAACAUGGAACGCAUUAAGCAGGUGUACCAACAUCUUGCCAAAUACCGCACACCGAGCGGCGGGUGCUACGAGGGCGACUGUACCGAAAAGGGCGGCUCCGCCAUCGCGGGGGUCAUGACGGCGGCCAAGGUGCAGCACAUGAACACGAGCAGCAUGAACGACAGCCCCAGCCCCACUACUAUCCUGACGAGUGUAAACAGCUCGGGAAACUACAUGUGCCGCAGUAAUCCGCCCGCACAAAGCGACCACAACGGGAAGGUAAUCACGUACCAUCAGCUGCUUAGCGGCCCGGACCCAAGAUCAGCGCUCGGUGGCAAUGGCAGUGGUGGGGAUCGAGGCAAUGCUGGUGCGCCUGACGACACCAAACACGGCGAUGGUACCGAUGGUAGCAAUCAUCUCAUGGCCGGGAAAGAGUCGAUCUCCCAGCACCAGCAAUCACAGCUGCAGCAUUCGCACCAAGCACAGAGCCUGGAUCAGCAGUCGCAGGAAAACAGCAACAGCGUGGCAAACAGUGAGCAACGGUACGGGACACUGCCCGUCGCCGAGUACGCGGCAAUCAAACCGGACAGUCUCAGUACGCUGAUACGGGCCGGCAAUCUGACAUCCGCUGGGACGCGCUUCUCCAACCUGCAGGAUCAGCUCAGCAACAGCCUGAUGUCGCUAGAGUGUGAUGCGCUGGCGACCAAGCUCAAGCCCAACAACUACGAGUACGAGCGGAACCAGAAUAUUUACAACAGCCAGUUCAAGGUGGAGUACAGUGACAACUUCAACUCGGGCUACGGUUUGCGCAAUGCCGUGUUCUACGGUGGCAAGCGGGAGGACGAGAACGAAGACACCAAAGCGGACAACAUGAACAACAACCACAGCGAUCAGCUCGCGGGCGACAACAGUGCCGACGAGCGGGCAGUGCCCAAUGACACGGACGACGAUGAUGAAUCCACCAUGACCACACUCCAGGCCACGGAUGCACACUCGGCGCCACAUGCACUGCUCUUUGCGGCCAACAAAUCCAAAAUCAAACAGGAAUCACUGGUGCAGCAGUCCUCGCGUAUGUUUCUCGAACCACCGACGCACCACGCCAGCCGGGGAGCCAAACCACACCGCUCCCGGUGCGAGGCGACAGAAGCACGCUCGCACCUCGCAGAUUCGCAGGUUAAAAAGGAACAGCAGAUCACCUCGCAAGCGCUGCCACCACACUCCAUGCACACCGAUUGUGAUUAUGAACCAGAAAGUCAUAAGCUGUUGGCCGAAAACUAUCGUCAGCAGCAUCAGCAGCAGCAGCAACAACAACAGCAACAGCAGCAGCAACACGAACAAGAACAACAACAGCAGCAGAAUUCAAUGUUAGCAACCCAACAAAGGCUGGAAGCGUCACAGAUGGAUCAAGGAACUGAUCAACCAAUGCAGGAGUCACCUUGCAACGAAGAAAAGAUUGGUGCGGGGGAUUAGUUUGCAUUAGAAUCGGUAACGUUUGGUGCAAAUCACACGUUUAUGAUAUGGCGUUUUAGGUUCCGUCGUUCAUUGGCGACCCUGCCUCGCAGCCUAUCUAACAUCAAUUCCAUGUAUUACGAAUGAAUUUCGCAAAUAUUUUCUUACAAAACAAAGCUAUUCUGCUUUUGAGAACACACUUGAAUAAAAUGUAAUAGUAUACAAUAGAA